Messenger RNA from Saxophila tyrrhenica, 777 nucleotides. RefSeq lists its product as uncharacterized. The record is from RefSeq and is a predicted model, not a curated record. NCBI's taxonomy places the organism in Eukaryota, Fungi, Ascomycota, Dothideomycetes, Mycosphaerellales, Extremaceae. Bases 1 to 777 code for a protein of 258 amino acids. The transcript has 2 exons.
AUGCAAAGUUGCGAUUGGUCGCUGCAGCUACGAGCAAUUCUGCCGUUCGACAACACGGACCUUCAGAGUCAUACCUCAGGACAUUAUAUCACAAUGCCUUCCAACCUCCGACUUCAGUCGACCUUCGACCCCAUCGACGCUCAGGCUGUUCAUCAAACAUCUCCCACCCUGCCUCCAAGGAAGAAACAAAAGAUGAGCCUCACUCAGACCUACUACAUCGCCAGCACUGCACGCCGUCAGUUGGGGAAGGAAGCCAGCGCUGCCGACCACAAUUUGAGACGGCUUGUUGGCCACGCCAACCUUCUCGACAACCUUAUGGAGGAGCUACAAUCGGCUGAGCGAGAACAAGAGAACUGGUUCAACCAGAGCGUGCGGGCAGCUUCCAAGCCAGAAGAGCCAAAGCACAUCCAAUGGCUCGACCAGAUCGACGAGGCAGAUGACAGCGACUCUGACGACAGUGAUAUGGAAGACGAUGAGGAGUUCGAGAACAGCCCAUCUUCCUUCGUACCCGUCUUCGACGACAAUGACGAUCUCGACUGGGACAACCAAGAGCUGACGCUCACCCGAACCCCAUCCCACAAGCAAUCCAGCCCUCCUGAGCUCACCAUGGAGGAGGAUGAGUACAGCUCGGACGAGGACGAAUGCCCAUCGCCUGGCAACGUCGCCCUGGAGAUGAGCGAGAAGGAGCGACAAGAUAUCGCGACAGCAGCACUCUACGACCUGAAGUCGCAGAACGGCAUGGAAGACUACCUCUCAGGGCCUAUAGCAGCUUGCUAA